AUGUACGGAGAACUGACAGACCCAGACUUGGGACAAGAUACAAUCAUAGAGAAUGCUGGUCACGCCAGAAUGCAUUGCUCACUGCUUGGAGGACCAGUACCCUCUAUUCGCUUCCUUUCUACUGCAAGUCGUGCCCGCCCACAACGCACCCAAUCUCACCCAGUAGGCAUCUCUCAGCUUCUACUCGAUCUAACUCACGCGCAGUUCAAUAACCGUAAGGACGGGAGCAUUCAUUACUCUGAGAUUCGGACUUCCGAGCGUAACGUCUCCUUUAACAGUAAUACUACUCAAGGGGGUCCGAUUGGUUACUGUCCCUUAAGAAAGAGUACCGAUCUAGUCGCAAUCUCAUUCCAUGGAUCCAUUGUGGAUAGGACGCUUGAGAACAUCAAGAAACGAUUCUGGAACUUCCCUGGCCCGGUAUUUACCGAACACUUCAAUGACUAUCAGGAUCGAUGUAUACUCGCUAUAUAA
This is a messenger RNA of Pseudomassariella vexata, 471 nucleotides long. RefSeq lists its product as uncharacterized. The record is from RefSeq and is a predicted model, not a curated record. NCBI's taxonomy places the organism in Eukaryota, Fungi, Ascomycota, Sordariomycetes, Amphisphaeriales, Pseudomassariaceae. The coding region runs from base 1 to 471 and encodes 156 amino acids. The transcript has 3 exons.